GGGGGUGAGUGGUUGAGGGGCGUGAUGGGCGAGGCGGCCGUGGCUGCAGGGCCUUGCCCGCUGCGCGAGGAUAGCUUCACGCGCUUCUCGUCGCAGAGCAAUGUGUACGGGCUGGCGGGCGGCGCUGGCGGGCGCGGGGAGCUGCUGGCCGCCACCCUUAAAGGCAAGGUGCUGGGCUUCCGCUACCAAGACCUCCGACAGAAAAUCCGGCCCGUGGCCAAGGAGCUGCAGUUCAACUACAUUCCCGUGGACGCGGAGAUUGUCUCCAUCGACACCUUCAACAAGUCACCCCCAAAGCGGGGCCUGGUGGUGGGGAUCACGUUCAUCAAGGAUUCAGGGGACAAGGGCAGCCCCUUCCUGAACAUUUACUGCGACUAUGAGCCUGGCUCUGAGUACAACCUUGACUCCAUAGCCCAGAGCUGCCUGAACCUGGAGCUUCAGUUCACUCCUUUCCAGCUGUGCCAUGCAGAGGUCCAGGUCGGGAAUCAACUGGAGACAGUGUUUCUCCUGAGUGGGAAUGACCCGGCCAUUCAUCUGUACAAGGAGAACGAGGGGCUGCAUCAGUUUGAAGAACAGCCUGUGGAAAACCUCUUCCCAGAACUCACGAACCUGACCAGUAGCGUCCUCUGGCUUGACGUGCACAACCUCCCUGGCACGUCCCGGCGACUCUCCGCCCUCGGCUGUCAGAGUGGUUAUGUCCGAGUUGCCCACGUGGACCAGCGAAGCCAAGAGGUCCUGCAGACAUGGACGAUCCUACAGGAUGGCCCCAUCUCCCGAGUGAUCGUGUUCAGCCUCUCGGCCCCCGAGGAGACCGUGGACAGGCCACAGCGGGAAGAGUACGGCGUGCUUGUAGCCAGCAUGUUGGAGCCCGCAGUGGUGUAUCGGGACCUGCUGAGCCGGGGCCUCGAGGACCAGCUUCUCCUGCCCGGCAGUGACCAGUUUGACAGCGUCCUCUGUGGCCUGGUCACCGAUGUGGACCUGGAUGGGUGGCCCGAAGUCCUGGUGGCCACCUAUGGGCAGGAGCUGCUCUGUUACAAGUACUUCGGCCCGGAGUCCGGGCUCCCCGAGCCCGAGCGCGGAUUCCGCCUGCUGUGGCGGCGAGGCUUCUCCAGCCCGCUGCUGGCCAUGGCACACGUGGACCUGACUGGGGAUGGGCUGCAGGAGCUCGCCGUGGUCUCCCUGAAGGGCGUGCACAUCCUGCAGCACAGCCUGGUCCAGGCGUCGGAGCUGGUCCUGACCCGGCUUCGGCAUCAAGUACAGAAGAGGAGACAUCAGUCGCAGAGGCCUGGGGACAGGGCUGGUUUGGGGCCCACUGAGACCUUGGCCUCCUGAGCUCCCACCCACUGCCCGCCCCGGGCCCAGGGGCAGUUCACUGGAGUAAUCGCCUCUAGCCAUUCAUGGUGGGGAAGCCUCCUGAAGGAGGGGAUGGUCUCCCCAGGCCCCCCAGGAUGGUGGAGCUGGGAGUUCCUGCUCAGGCUCUGGCCCAUUGUGCCCUGCAACUCUGGCUGACGCACCCCUGUCUCGUACCUCAGUGUCCCCGUUUGAAAAUGGGAUGAUCUCACCCGACCCCCCCCUUUCGCCCCCAGUGAGAAUUGGUCAGCCAAUGAUUAUUUAUAUGUCCAGAGG
Molecule: messenger RNA, 1626 nt
Organism: Neomonachus schauinslandi (Hawaiian monk seal)
Lineage: Eukaryota; Metazoa; Chordata; Mammalia; Carnivora; Phocidae
Gene: KPTN
Product: kaptin, actin binding protein
Exons: 12
Coding region: 25-1332 (435 amino acids)
Biological process (GO): actin filament organization; negative regulation of TORC1 signaling; cellular response to amino acid starvation
Cellular component (GO): lamellipodium; KICSTOR complex; actin cytoskeleton
Molecular function (GO): actin filament binding
Source: RefSeq, a predicted model, not a curated record